CCCAAUCUCAACAGCUGCGAAGUUGAAUCAGAUAACAGCAUGGUCGGAGUAUAUUCAGGUUUGAUUGAAUGAGUGUUCUCAACUGGCCUUUCGCCACCAUCCCCACUCUAGCUGCAACCCUUCCCGCCGAACCUCCGCAAAAAUUCACAUCGCCGCUUCAUGCACUUACUGUAUUAUGCCGUCAAAGAAUCCACCAAUGCGCCACAGAAAUUCGUCGAGUACGCGAAGUACUCAUGAAAGGGGUCUUGUGAGGUGUACUGCAUGCCAGAAAGUCUUCUCCACCAAAAGCCACCUGCGUCGACAUGAAGCGAGUCGUAAACGGACCAUCAGAAAAGCUAAUCUGCCCAGUUUGUGGUGGUGCCUAUAUCAGAAGGGACGUUCUACGUCGCCAUCUUCAACGAUGCGGGCCCAAGGGAGAUUACCAACUUCCCACUCAAGGAAAGCCAGGGAGAAAGCGAAAAUCAUGUAACGCCUGCGCUACAGCGCGAGUAUUCUGUGACGGAGAGGUUCCUUGCGAGGCCUGCUUACAAAAGGGUCUGAAUUGCUCGUUCAGCCGCACGCAUGAGCAGUCACCCAGAUUCCCCGAGGCUAGCCAAGCCAUAACUCGUCAAUUACCGGAAGAUAUCAAUCCGUCAACGGAAGGGGAGCCAUGCCAUCGCCCCGCAAAGUUGUCAAUACCGUUUCUUCUACAUUAUACAAAUGUAGAGAGUGAAUCGAAAUACGAAAGUCUCCGCUUGCUGUCUCAAUGUACGGGUGCGGAUCCGCAAGUCGGUUGUUGUGCUGUGGACCAUCAGCCAGGAAAUUCAUGCUUCCUCACAGAUCCUUGGGAAAGGAUGUUCCAGUCUUUCAUUUAUACUGCUAAUCUGGACCCACCAUGCGACUCGCAAACCAGUGCGACAUACUCGUUUGAUCAUGCAGAUCUUGAGAGCAUUGCCGCCGAGCUCCUAGGAAUAAUGGUUUGCUCUGAACAACAAGAUGCACUGGGUCAGGAUUCCCUGGGCAUUGAUAAGGCCAGGCAACUAUUCACCCCUUCUAACAUCGCCAAAUUCAUUAGGGCAUUCUUUGACAAUCCAUUUCACACUCACUACAUUACUCCGGCCGCUUUCAGCUUGAACAAAGCCUCAAAUCUUCUUGUUCUCACAAUUGUGCUACUAGGUGCAGUUUACGAUAAUCCUUACCGCUCAGAUGAUUUGGCAACAUACUCAAACAUCACCGAACACCUAGUCUUUGAAGGACCAUCUUUUAAGAAGCUGUUAGAUGGAAAUCGUGAAUCCCUUGACUUUGGUGACACCCUGGAAAUCCUUCAAGCUGCAAUGCUUGUUGUUAUUCUGCAGUCCUAUAAGGAAAGUCCUGAUAGCAUACGACGCAUUCGCUUGCAACGCAUGCCAACUAUCUUUACUGCCAUUCGUAUGCUCGAGUUGAAUAAGAUUACGAAUGACUGUAUUCCUGGAGGUUCAGACUGGGACACAUAUCUUCUCCGUGAGAGUCUUGUCAGAGUCAUGGCGGGCAUCUACCUGCUGGACUGUUAUUGCGUUAUCUUCUUUCGCUAUCCGACCCUUCUGAGACUGGAUGAGAUAGCUUUCGAAAUACCGCAACGGGAUGACCUAUUCCAUGCUCACAACGCCGCUGAAUGGGAGGAACUAUCAUUGAAGGAUCAGAAGCCCCACGUACCAUUACAAUUGCGGGCCGUUCUCCGCGACUUCAUGAGGCCCGAAGGCGAACCUCCUCAACACAGGGAAUAUUUUCCAAAUACUAUAUUCGGAUCAUUUCUUGUUCUUUCCGCGAUACAAUGUGUACUAUUUGACCUGUUAGCGCUGCACACAUUCAUGAAUGACAUCCGAGUCUUUGAACCGGUGGAACGUGCAUUGGUUCGGUGGAAGAUCCACUGGGACUCAUUGUACCAAGGGAUUGAACCAGCUACUGCCAAGCGAGCCGGAUUCAUUAUCCAUGCCGCCGAAUUCUGGUGUGUCGCCAAGGCGCUCGUAAAGCACCCAUCUGCUGCGUGGCCUGAAGACAGCAAGGAUACGUUGGAUACGACACAGAGCUUUCGUCGUCUGGUGGACAGGUUGAUGUCUGAUGAUGAUACUGCAAAAGUAGUUUAGCACUUUCUUGGAAAGGUCGCUUUUCGCUCGCCUUUGGCACAUCCCCUAUCAUAUCAAAGAAGGGUAUCCAGAUAGCGACCAGAUUACUUUGCUAUAUACCUUCUGGGUAGUUGUCAAAGUGUGACCUUAUAGGUAUAACCUUUUCCCGAUGUCGUACAAGGGAUAUCACCUUGCCUCAUUUCCAGAAACCCCAUGCCAAGCCUAGAAUACC
Messenger RNA from Aspergillus neoniger CBS 115656, 2313 nucleotides. RefSeq lists its product as uncharacterized. The record is from RefSeq and is a predicted model, not a curated record. The coding region runs from base 303 to 2102 and encodes 599 amino acids. Gene Ontology annotation, cellular component: chromatin. Gene Ontology annotation, biological process: regulation of transcription by RNA polymerase II; DNA-templated transcription. Lineage: Eukaryota; Fungi; Ascomycota; Eurotiomycetes; Eurotiales; Aspergillaceae. The transcript has 5 exons. Gene Ontology annotation, molecular function: RNA polymerase II cis-regulatory region sequence-specific DNA binding; DNA-binding transcription factor activity, RNA polymerase II-specific; zinc ion binding.